Messenger RNA from Aethina tumida (small hive beetle), 1556 nucleotides. RefSeq names its product glutamine synthetase. NCBI's taxonomy places the organism in Eukaryota, Metazoa, Arthropoda, Insecta, Coleoptera, Nitidulidae. Gene Ontology annotation, molecular function: glutamine synthetase activity. The record is from RefSeq and is a predicted model, not a curated record. The transcript is spliced from 6 exons. Gene Ontology annotation, cellular component: cytoplasm. Bases 152 to 1261 code for a protein of 369 amino acids.
AUGUGUUUCAGGGUGGGGAAAAGGUUACGUAUCAUAAAGGAGUCACCGUGAACUGAAAGUUUCAGUGGUUUUCCAGCUGCUGAAACGGCGGAAUCCCCUAUUUACGAGUAUAUCAAAUUGGAGAGAACAGCUGAUCGCUUGAAUUAGCACCAUGCCCAAUUUAACAUUGGAACAUUCACCGAAUGCGGUGUUAAAUAAAGCAGUAUUACACAAAUACAUGGAAUUGCCCAUUCCCGAUGGAAUAUGCCAGGCAACUUACAUUUGGAUUGACGGAACCGGAGAAAAUGUUAGAGGAAAAACACGCACCUUGGAUUUUGUACCCACCAAACCUGAAGAUCUUCCGAUCUGGAACUACGAUGGUAGCUCAACAAAUCAAUCUGAAGGAUCAAAUUCCGACACAUAUCUGUACCCAGUGGCCAUUUACAACGACCCCUUCCUAAGGGGAAACAAUAAACUGGUCAUGUGUGAUACGUACAAAUACAACAAGAAACCCACCGAGACCAACCACAGGGUGAACUGUCUCCAAGCCAUGGAAGCCGCAAAAGACAGUAAACCGUGGUUCGGAAUCGAACAGGAGUACACUCUUCUGGACAUGGACAUGAGACCGUUGGGUUGGCCUAAAAACGGCUUUCCAGGUCCACAAGGUCCUUAUUAUUGUGGUGUCGGCGCUAACAAAGUCUACGCACGCGACAUUGUCGAAGCUCAUUACAGAGCUUGUUUAUACGCAGGAAUUAACAUUUCGGGCACGAAUGCCGAAGUCAUGCCUGCACAAUGGGAAUACCAAGUUGGCCCAUGCGAAGGAAUCUCGAUGGGCGACCAGCUCUGGGUGUCCAGAUACAUUUUGCACAGAGUCGCCGAAGAUUUCGGUGUGAUAGUGACCUUCGACCCUAAACCGAUGGAAGGUGAUUGGAACGGCGCCGGAGCUCACACCAACUUCUCCACCAAAGCGAUGAGGGAAGACGGAGGCAUCAUAGAAAUCGAAAAAGCCAUCGACAAACUCUCUAGGAACCACCUCAGGCACAUCCAAGCCUACGAUCCAAAAGGAGGAAAGGACAACGAAAGGAGGCUGACCGGAAGACACGAAACGUCCUCCAUUCAUGACUUCAGUGCCGGCGUUGCAAAUCGUGGAGCUAGCAUUCGCAUUCCCCGCGGUUGUGCAGAAGAAAAGAAGGGAUACUUGGAAGACAGAAGACCGUCGUCGAACUGUGACCCGUACGCGGUGACCGAUGUGAUCGUCAGAACUUGCAUCCUCAACGAAUAAACAGAUUAUAAUUUCUAUCAUUCUUUUUAACUGUUCUUUUAAUCAUAUAUAGCUAUAUUAUACUUUUCAUGCUAAAAUUUUUGUUAGAUGGAACGUAUAUUUUUGAAGAAGUUUUAUUCUUCGAACUGUGGUAUUUGUGUGGAGAUGUUUACUUUAAGCAUGGUAUUAAAUUCUUGUUUUUUUUUUCAUCACUCAAUAUUAAUUAAUACACUAUUUACUUUUUAUUACUUGUUAAAAGUGCAUAUAUUAGUUUAUAUAUAAGUUGAUUUUUUUAAAAUAAAACGACCCAUUUUAA